AUGAUGUGGCAAUGCCACCUCUCAGCCCAGGACUACCGCUAUUACCCCGUGGACGGCUACUCCCUGCUAAAACGCUUCCCUCUUCAUCCUCUUACAGGACCCAGAUGCCCUGUGCAAACAGUGGGACAAUGGUUGGAAAGCAUUGGGCUACCUCAGUACGAGAACCACCUGAUGGCUAAUGGAUUUGACAAUGUACAGUUUAUGGGAAGCAAUGUUAUGGAAGAUCAGGAUUUGUUGGAAAUUGGAAUCCUUAAUUCUGGACACAGACAGAGAAUUCUACAGGCAAUCCAGCUCCUUCCAAAGAUGAGACCCAUUGGUCAUGAUGGCUACCAUCCCACCUCUGUAGCUGAGUGGCUGGAUUCCAUUGAGCUGGGUGACUACACCAAAGCCUUUCUCAUUAAUGGCUAUACAUCGAUGGACCUGUUGAAAAAAAUCUGGGAGGUUGAACUUAUUAAUGUUUUAAAAAUCAGUUUGAUUGGCCACAGGAAACGCAUCUUGGCAUCUCUGGGAGACAGAUUGCACGAGGACCCUCCGCAGAAGCCCCCUCGUUCCAUCACCCUCAGGGAACCCAGUGGUAAUCACACUCCUCCUCAGUUGUCUCCAUCACUUAGCCAAAGCACUUACACCACUGGUGGCUCCCUAGACGCUCCUCACAUUAUCAUGCAGGGCGAUGCCAGGAGGAGAAGAAAUGAGAACUACUUUGAUGAUAUUCCCCGAUCAAAGCUGGAGAGGCAGAUGGCUCAGACAGGGGACUGGGGAGAACCUUCCAUCACCUUGCGACCUCCAAAUGAAGCCACAGCCUCAACUCCAGUCCAGUACUGGCAGCAUCACCCAGAGAAGCUCAUCUUCCAGUCAUGUGACUACAAAGCUUUUUAUUUAGGUUCCAUGCUGAUAAAAGAGCUUAGGGGGACAGAGUCAACACAAGAUGCUUGUGCAAAGAUGCGGGCUAACUGUCAGAAGUCUACAGAGCAAAUGAAGAAAGUCCCCACUAUUAUUCUUUCGGUCUCAUAUAAAGGAGUCAAAUUUAUUGAUGCAACAAAUAAGAACAUAAUUGCUGAACAUGAAAUUCGUAAUAUCUCCUGCGCUGCCCAGGACCCAGAAGACCUCUCAACAUUUGCUUAUAUCACGAAAGAUUUGAAGUCCAACCACCACUACUGUCACGUGUUUACUGCCUUCGAUGUGAACUUAGCCUAUGAAAUCAUCCUAACCCUGGGACAGGCAUUUGAGGUCGCUUACCAGCUAGCUCUGCAAGCAAGAAAAGGAGGGCAUUCCUCCACACUUCCAGAAAGCUUUGAAAACAAGCCCUCCAAGCCCAUCCCCAAGCCCCGAGUUAGCAUUCGCAAGUCAGUGGCUCUGCAGACAUCCUGUCCCAACAGGCUGGUAUGA
This is a messenger RNA of Cricetulus griseus (Chinese hamster), 1386 nucleotides long. The record is from RefSeq and is a predicted model, not a curated record. NCBI's taxonomy places the organism in Eukaryota, Metazoa, Chordata, Mammalia, Rodentia, Cricetidae.